This is a messenger RNA of Fusarium graminearum PH-1, 930 nucleotides long. RefSeq lists its product as uncharacterized. The coding region runs from base 1 to 930 and encodes 309 amino acids. The record is from RefSeq and is a predicted model, not a curated record. The transcript is spliced from 8 exons. Lineage: Eukaryota; Fungi; Ascomycota; Sordariomycetes; Hypocreales; Nectriaceae. Gene Ontology annotation, molecular function: methyltransferase activity.
AUGACUGCACAGAUUGAACAAGCCCACGAACCGCUGGCUGCGGACACGUUUGACGAUGUUGAUUCAGACUCUACUUUUUCGGGCUCGCAGUCUGACCUUGAAAGCCUGGAGUCACUUCGUUCAAGCGUCCUACAGUACCAAGUGGAGAAUGGCCGCACAUACCACGCUAUGAGCUCUGGAAAUUUGCAGCACAACCUUUGGCUUUUGACGCUUCAUGGAGAACUUGGUCUUAGCCCCAAGAUCAAAGGAUCUGCCAAGCGUGUUCUCGAUGCCGGUACAGGAACUGGCCUUUGGGCUAUCGAAUACGCUGAUGCCCACCCGGAAACCAAGGUGAUUGGCGUUGAUCUGAGUCCCAUCCAACCAAACAUGGUUCCACCGAAUUGCAUCUUCGAAAUCGACGACCUCGAAAAAGAAUGGACAUGGACAGAGCCAUUUGACCUCAUCUUUGCUCGUACCAUGACGGGAUCAUUCGCCGACACCAAAAAAUUCAUCAAGAACAGCUUCGAAAACCUCGAGCCUGGUGGCUAUCUCGAAAUGCAAGAUCUCACCUACCCCAUCGCCUGUGAUGAUGACACUCUCCUCCCAGACAGCGCCCUUGUCCGUUCCGGCAAGCUGAGUAUUGAAGCCAGCGCUAAAGCUGGGCGCGCCAUUGAUCUCGCUCCUCAGUACAAGGACUUCUUCGAAAAGGCCGGCUUCGUUGAUGUGGUCGAGAAAAAGUACAAGUGGCCUAUCAACGAGUGGCCAAAGGACAAGCAUCACAAGGAGCUUGGAAAGUGGUCUUACGCUAACAUGAACAAUGGAUUAGAGGGUCUCUUGCUUGCGCUGUUCACGAGGUUCUUGGGAUGGUCGGCCGACGAGGUCAUGGUUCUUUGCUCGGCAAUGAGAAAACAGAUUCGAGACCGAAAUGUCCACGCCUAUAUCCCUAUGUGA